CUGGUCACGAGUUUAUUUUUGGUCCUGUUCCCUUAGAGAUGCUGGAGACACCCUUAGCAACCUGGGUAAACAAGCUGUCACCUAGCAACAGAGGACUUGCAGCCAGGCCCCGCCCCAGGACCCGUGAUUGGUUCAUAUUCAUUGUACCAGACAAGGCCGCGCCCAGGGCAUCCUGUAUUUACAUAUCACCAGGGCAACGAUAGGGCGUGGGAUGCCUGUGCCUGCUCUGUGGGAGGGAGGCCGAUGGGGGACGCAGGGCACGUCGCUGUCAGCUGCCUGCACCCACAAAGUCCGCCCAGAGGAAGCGCUUGGGCUGGGAACAUGGCGGCGUCCUCCAGCGGCCUGGGUGGCUUUUCCGGACUGGGGAUGGAUGCCGGGGACUUCCUGGCCAGGUACCGGCAGGUGCUGAACAAGCUGAAGAAGCGGUUCCUGCGGAAGCCGAACGUGGCGGAGGCCGGCGAGCAGUUCGCCCAGCUCGGCCGCGAGCUGCGCGCCCAGGAGUGCCUGCCCUACGCGGCCUGGUGCCAGCUGGCCGUGGCGCGCUGCCACCAGGCGCUGUUCCACGGGCCGGGGGAGGCCCUGGCGCUCACCGAGGCCGCCCGCCUCUUCCUGCAGCAGGAGCUCGAGGCGCGCCAGCGGCUCGCCUGCCCCGCCGCCUACGGGGAGCCCCUGCAGGCGGCCGCCAGCGCCCUGGGCGCCGCCGUGCGCCUGCACCUCGAGCUGGGCCAGCCGGUGGCCGCCGCCGCCCUCUGCCUGGAGCUGGCCGCCGCCCUGCGCGACCUGGGCCAGCCGGCCGCCGCCGCCGGCCACUUUCCAGCGCGCCGCCCAGCUGCAGCUGUCGCAGCUGCCCCUGGCCGCGCUGCAGGCGCUCGGGGACGCCGCCUCCUGCCUGCUGCUGGCGCGCGACUACAACGGCGCCCUGGCCAUCUUCACGCGCAUGCAGCGCCUGGCGCAGGGAGCACGGCAGCCAACCCCGGUGCCGCCGCUCCCGCCGCCGCCGCCCGCCGCAGGGACAGGGAACAGCCGCCGGGCGUCCAGCCUGGACCCGGCGCCCCCGGCCCCGGCCCGCCGCGCCGCUCCCUCCCAAACGCCGCCGGCUCCGCGGCCGCGCCCUCCCCCGCGGUGCUGGGCGCCUUCUCGGACGUCCUGGUCCGCUGCGAGGUGUCCCGGGUGCUGCUGCUGCUGCUCCUGCAGCCGCCGCCCGCCAAGCUGCUCCCGGAGCACGCCCAGACUCUGGAGAAGUACUCCUGGGAGGCUUUUGACAGCCAGGGCCAGGAGAGCGGCGGCCAGCUCCCCGAAGACCUCUUCCUGCUGCUCCAGUCCCUGGUCAUGGCCACCCACGAGAAGGACACGGAAGCCGUCAAGGCGCUGCAGGUGGAGAUGUGGCCGCUGCUGAGCGCCGAGCAGAACCACCUGCUUCACCUCGUGCUGCAAGAAACCAUCUCCCCCUCGGGACAGGGGAUCGGAUGACUCGCCUUAGCCUGGUGACUUUGCUGCCAGACCUCAGGCACCCGCCUCUGCAUUUGGAGGGAAAUAAAAGAUAUUGAUCACCGCCGUUCGACCUUUGUUAGCUUAUUCCUCUUGCCACCAUAGGAAUUUAGUUGACUGAAAGUUACCUGUACCCCAAAGACUUCUUUCCAUAAUAGUGGGGGGGGGAGCAGUGUGAUGGGAUCAGAGCAGAGCACAUGGCUCGCUUCCCCAAAAACUGCAACUUAAAAAUGAGACUCCUUUUACCCCGUUUCUCUUCCACCCAAGUCGCCUCACCCCAUACUCCCAUCUUUGUUUCAUUAUCAGGAUUUUAUUUUGCACUGCUGUCUAAAUACUUAAGCUAUGUGGGUUUUUUUUUAUCACGACUAAUUUCUUGGUGCAUUUUUAUAUCUAUCUACUAUCUAUGUGAUCACCCCAUUUCUCCUGUUUUAUCUACCCCAUACAUAUUCAUGGGAACCAUUUGGUUCCAUACAUCAUUGUUGCUACAGCUCUAAAUCUAUGAUAAAGCCAUUCCAAAAGUC
Messenger RNA from Myotis lucifugus (little brown bat), 2009 nucleotides. Its product is annotated as factor VIII intron 22 protein-like. NCBI's taxonomy places the organism in Eukaryota, Metazoa, Chordata, Mammalia, Chiroptera, Vespertilionidae. Gene Ontology annotation, biological process: vesicle cytoskeletal trafficking. Gene Ontology annotation, molecular function: protein binding. The record is from RefSeq and is a predicted model, not a curated record. The transcript has a single exon. Gene Ontology annotation, cellular component: early endosome. The coding region runs from base 244 to 1470 and encodes 408 amino acids.